CCUGCUUGACGUACUAAUUGUAGAAGUAGACAAAUUUCAUUUCUUACUAAAUACGUGAGUUUAUUCGUGCUUAUGUUUUUCCAACCCGAAAUGACUCUCUUCAUCUUAAGUUAUCCUGUACGUCGGCGUUGAUCACUAUCACCGAUCCUUGGCUGAUAGACCUAAGAGGUCUGUUGCAGAUUAUACGAUUAGUAAGAGCAGAUCUGACGUAUGAAAUGACUGUCUGUGGCGCAGAAUUCCAAUCUUCCGGCUCUUUAACUGAAGGGGUUCCUCAGUCUAUAAAACCGAGCAUUCCGCUAGGUAUAAUUCUUCUCUUUCCAAACCACUUCACUUCUUAGUUUAACUAUAUCAACUACUGUUAUGACAAUGGCGGCUCAUCGCGUCCUCCUACUCGGUGGUAACGGUAAGGUGGCUCGGUUGCUGACACCGAUGCUCCUUCAGCGAUCGUGGGAAGUUGCUAGUAUCAUCAGAAGUCCGGAUCAGGUUGCAGAAUUGCAGCAGAUUGGAGCGCAGACGAACCACAAGGGCAAACUAGACGUCCUUGUUCGCAGCAUCGAGGAUGUCAAGAGCGAAGCCCAAGCUAAGACUUUGAUCGACGAAGUGAAACCUGAUUAUGUUGUCUGGAGCGCUGGUGCUGCAGGAAAAGGACCACCAGAGAGGACUGAGGCAAUUGACCGCGAUGCCGCCUGUCAUUUCAUUCGUGCGUCUGUGGCAACACCAUCAAUCACCAAGUUCGUUUUGGUUUCAUUUAAUAGCUGCCGCUAUGAAAAGAUGUCUUGGGUCACGGAGGAACGCUGGCAAGAAUAUCUCAAGACGAUACGAAAUUCACUAAACAGGUACUACGAGGCGAAGAUCGUGGCGGAUAGAGUACUGUACGAGGAAGGGAAGAAACGAAAGGAUUUUGCAGCAAUUUCACUCCGUCCAGGAGUGUUAACAACAGAACCCGUGGGAGGCGUUGCUCUAGGGAAGCAGCCGCGAGUGGCAGGGACAACGAGUCGCGCAUCUGUCGCUUAUGUUGCUGCCCUGCUGCUCGACUCUCCCAAUGUUAAAACUUGCUGGGUCGAUCUUCUCGAUGGAAAUGAAGAUCCCGAUGCGGCUGUAAAGAGAUUUGUUGAGUCGGGAGAAGAUUGUGCUGAAGGAGAGUAUUUCUAUCAACCUUAAGGUACCUCAGUCACGAUACCUAUAUCAUCUACAUAAAGCAUGAUUGGAGAAAGUAAAGUUCAUGUUCUCGGUGUAUUACAGUCAUUUUAUUUAUAUCUACAUCAAGGAAGUAACGUAAAAAAAGAAAAAGGCCAACCUCUCAGCCUAUGAGGACACCUUAGGCUCUAAUGAUUUGAAGAUAGAUUAAGCUUUUUAGUACA
Molecule: messenger RNA, 1361 nt
Organism: Daldinia caldariorum
Lineage: Eukaryota; Fungi; Ascomycota; Sordariomycetes; Xylariales; Hypoxylaceae
Product: NAD(P)-binding protein
Exons: 2
Coding region: 361-1161 (266 amino acids)
Source: RefSeq, a predicted model, not a curated record